AUGAAUAAUGAUAAUGACGAGAAGAAGUUUCGAAAAAAGAUAUCCAAACCCUCAUUCAAAUAUGCCAGACAAUUAUCCAAUACUCUCAUUGGUGCUCAUAUGGGUCAGGCAUCUGUAGUUCUUAAUAAACCAAUUAUUGUUGGUGCGUCAGUCUUGGGACUUAGUAAGUUACUAAUGUAUCGAUUCUGGUAUGGAUAUGUAAAAGAAAAAUAUGGUGAUAAGGCUAAGCUCGGAUAUAUGGAUACCGAUGGAAUGAUAUUUCAAACCGAGACUGAAGAUAUCUAUAAAGAUAUGGCAGAAAGACCUGAUAUUUUCGAUCUUGAUGAUUCCAAGACUAUUGGUCUAUUCAAGGAUGAAUGUCCAGGUAAAAUAAUAACUGAAUCGAUUCAUAUCCGAGCCAAAACCUAUCAUUAUGUUAUAUCAGAUGGAAGUACUAGAUCGAAACAUAAAGGAGUUAGUAAUGGAGGUAUGGAAAUAAUGGCUAAAAAUAUAUAUCCUGAUAAUACUUCUCCUAUGACCCAAGUAUAUCGAGAUUGUCUCUUUGAAAAUAAAGUAUUCCAUGCAAAGAAUAUAGGAUUUCGAUCUAAGAGCCAUGUAUUAUCAUUGGUCGAAUCUGAGAACAAGGCCCUCUGCCCGCUUAACUCAAAGAAUUGGGUACUUUCAGAUAAAAUUACACCUUGGGCAUAUGACCAUUGGAGAAUUGAUGCAUAUAAAAAUAUGAUUAAAGCAGGUAUGUCUCCUGAGUUAGCCGAAAAAAGAGCAAUAAUAGCUCAGCAUCAUCCGACAUUAGAAAACAAGUAUAUGGUAAAUCCAAAGUUACUUAUUUAG
This is a messenger RNA of Cetraspora pellucida, 828 nucleotides long. The record is from the annotation of a GenBank genome assembly. NCBI's taxonomy places the organism in Eukaryota, Fungi, Glomeromycota, Glomeromycetes, Diversisporales, Gigasporaceae.